AUGGAGUGGGACUGGAUCGUUCGAUACGACGUUGACUUUGGUGACGAUUGUGAACCAUCAAAGACGUUGCAUGAUCAUGCUUUCGAGCGAGCUUUCUGGUGUACGUGCGGUAGAACUGUAUCACACAUGACAGUACCACGAUGCAUCUGGUGCAGAAGACGACACUUACCUGAAACUGAGUGGCACCAGGAACAGCUGGAAAUCGGUUCGAACAACCCAUUCUUUGACAACAAUCCAAAUUAUCCUCGAUGGGUGAGCGACAGUGACAACAAAUACCCCAACCCAUAUCCUAGACUCGGCUAUCGGGGCCAAACUGAUGACGGUAGUGAAGAAAGGUGA
This is a messenger RNA of Fusarium poae, 339 nucleotides long. RefSeq lists its product as uncharacterized. Bases 1 to 339 code for a protein of 112 amino acids. The record is from RefSeq and is a predicted model, not a curated record. The transcript has 3 exons. Lineage: Eukaryota; Fungi; Ascomycota; Sordariomycetes; Hypocreales; Nectriaceae.